AUCGUCAAACUCUUGACACGUAUCGGCUACGUCUCUCGUAUUUGAAAGCAUUUAUCGAAUUCAUCGGCAGCAGUUCGAAGUCGAACACUUUCGCCCCUGUAGUGCCACAUUUCAGCCGCGUAAGGUGGUCCAGUGAAGAAACUAUAUGUUGGCAUAGAUUGUGGAUUUCGCGUAAAAUUUAGUUAUUCUCCUAUUACAAUGGCCGAUCAAACGACCUCUGGAUUCACCAAAGAGGAGGAAUUGUUGCUGCAGGAUUUCAGCCGGAACGUGAGCACCAAGUCGAACGCAUUAUUCUACGGAAAUGCUUUCAUUAUUUCCACUGUUCCUAUUUGGCUCUUCUGGAGGGUGCAUCAAAUGGAACUGUUGCCCUCGUUGGUGUUCUUCGCGGUUGUAACCGGAUUAUGUACCUACCUGAUGGCGAUGGCAUACAAGAAUACCAAAUUCACGCUAAAGCACAAAAUCGCCAACAAACGGGAGGAUGCCGUUACGCGUGAAAUGACCGCUCUCUUGGCUGACGAUAAGAAAAUUAGCCGAAAGGAGAAAGAUGAGCGCAUUCUGUGGAAGAAAAACGAUGUCGCCGAGUACGAGGCUACCACAUUUUCGAUCUUCUACAAUAACGCUCUUUUCCUGGCGAUCGUAAUCUUCGCCAGUUUCUAUCUGUUGCGUUCGUUCACACCUACCUUCAACUACAUUCUCUCCAUGGCCGGUGCUGGCGGUUUGAUGGCCUUGCUGUCCACUGGAAAGUCGCCCUAAACUUCAAGGUUCGGGAAUGCUCUGAUGAUCUUAUCGGAUCGGGGCAAUCAGUUUUUGAUGUUUUGUUUUCCAGUAGAUUUUGAAUCAAACUAAGACUUACGCAUUUAAGUUAGUAAGGCAGUGUUUUUUUUUCUUCAGUUCUCAUCGAGUAUAAUUUAAAUAUCACUCAAAUUAUUCAUAUAAGACGUAUCGAUCGGAAGGUUUUUACUUCCUCUACAAGAAUAUGUAAGAAAAUACGAAAACUGUCGUUUCAAGGCUGGAUCAUUCAGAAGAUUUGUGUUCUGCAAUAAAACAAAUUCGCUUGAAAA
This is a messenger RNA of Toxorhynchites rutilus septentrionalis, 1061 nucleotides long. RefSeq names its product translocon-associated protein subunit gamma. Gene Ontology annotation, cellular component: membrane; endoplasmic reticulum. Gene Ontology annotation, biological process: SRP-dependent cotranslational protein targeting to membrane. The record is from RefSeq and is a predicted model, not a curated record. The coding region runs from base 199 to 753 and encodes 184 amino acids. The transcript is spliced from 2 exons. Lineage: Eukaryota; Metazoa; Arthropoda; Insecta; Diptera; Culicidae.